Molecule: messenger RNA, 2862 nt
Organism: Lodderomyces parapsilosis
Lineage: Eukaryota; Fungi; Ascomycota; Pichiomycetes; Serinales; Debaryomycetaceae
Exons: 1
Coding region: 1-2862 (953 amino acids)
Biological process (GO): intracellular protein transport; endoplasmic reticulum to Golgi vesicle-mediated transport; COPII-coated vesicle cargo loading
Cellular component (GO): endoplasmic reticulum exit site; COPII vesicle coat
Molecular function (GO): SNARE binding; zinc ion binding
Source: RefSeq, a predicted model, not a curated record
AUGUCCUUGAGUAAUGGUAAUGAGUUGUCUCACAACCUACAGGCACUUGAUCUAAAUAAUCAACAACCAUCAUUUCAUACAAACAAAAAGAGAUCAAGAAGAGCAUUUCACACAAGCUUUAAUUCCCCCGUGGCAACUGCGUCACCCACUCCGGCACCUGUAUCUCCACCUGGCAUACCACAGACAUCAGGUUUUGGUGAGGCAUUGAACUCGCAGUUUCUAGGAACACAACAAUACCCACCGCAAAAUCAAUCUAUUUCAGUCAGUUACGAGUCACCAAAUACACAACAAUCAGUGCCGUCUUUGCAAGCACACAGAUACCAGCAGCAGAAAGAAUAUGACACACCAAAUGAGGAAGGAAAUUACAAAUCCUUUCUUACAUUUUCUGAAACUGUUCCUCCUGAUGCAGGUGUUCAAUUCCAUUUCACUGAUCAAGGUACUGCAUCCUCCAAGUAUAUGCGCUCGACAAUGUAUUACGUUCCAGAAUCAGAAAAAAUAAGACAAGCGAGUAAACUUCCAGUUGCAGUGACUAUAAGACCAUUUGCCCCUCUUUUGGAUACAGAGGAACCAGUACCAACUGUUGACUUCCAAGAUGACAACAACCUCGACUCUUCUACGAAAAAUGAUGAUCCAUUGAGUAAAGGUCCAUUGAGGUGUCACAGAUGUAGGGCUUAUGUUAAUUCGUCGAUGCAAUUUACCCACAAUCAAAGAUUUAUUUGCAACAUUUGCCAAUUUGCCAACAAUGAAGUGCCACUGGAGUACGCGUCAGCACUUGAUGCCAGGGGAUUUAGAAUUGACAAGUUUGUUCGUCCCGAAUUGCACAAGAGUGUCUAUGAUAUGCGUGUUCCAAAAGAGUACAAUUUUGGGGGCACUAGUAGGGACCCAGAACCAUUGCAUAUUGUAUUCUUGAUUGAUAUCACAGAAAAUAGUAUUAAACAGAAUUUACCCAUUCUAGUGAGUGAAUCCAUCAGAGCAACUUUGUUCAAUUACAAUGAUGAAUCAACUACAGAGCCAAUUCCAUAUAAAAUAGCCAUUAUUGCUUUCGAUAAAAAGUUGCAUUUUUUCAACUUGUCGGCGAAACUCGAAAGAACUCAGGUAUCAAUAUCCUCAGACCUUGAGGAUCCUUUUGUUCCAUUUGAUGAAGGAUUGUUUGCAGACCCCGAAGAAAGCAGGCUUGUUAUAGAGGAUGCGUUAAAUUAUGUAGAGCAGUUGUGCCAUUCCGACACACAUGUGUUUGAUUUAGAGCCUUGCUUUGCAGUCGCUUGCAAAACUGCAGGUAUGUGCUUGGAAAUGCAUGGUGGAGGCAAAAUAGUUUCAGUGUUGUCGAACUUGCCUUCAUGGGGUCCAGGAGGUUUGAGGUAUAAGGACAAUAAAGCAGUUGGCCGAACCCCAGCUCCUGAAGUGGAGAGGAAGAUCUUUUUACCUGACAAUGAGUACUAUAAAAAUACGACCAAAGGAUUCAUUGAGAAAAGUAUCGGAUUGGACCUUCAUGUUGCUUGCCAUACAUCUGUUGAUCUUUCAAAUCUUGGAUUCAUAGUGUCGUCCACCGGAGGUGAGUUGACACGUUGGCCAAACCUCGUAUAUGAAAGGGAUGGUCGUUUGUUUAUCGCCAAAUUCAAAAAUUCAGUUGUAAAUACUAGUGGGUAUCAAGGACAGUUGAAAUUACGUUGCUCGAAUGGGUUGCAGGUUAUCGAUUAUUAUGGAACGUCGUCGUCUGUAAGGGAUGCUAGUAUCUUGGGUUCGGUACAAGAUCCGGUAGUCCCUGUGUUGAGCAAAGAUCAUACAUUUACAGUGUUGCUCCAAUAUGAUGGCACACUUAGUCGGAAGUUAGAUUGCCAUUUCCAAGCCGCUUUGCUUUACACUGACAAUUUUGGCCAAAGAAAGGUUCGUGUUAUCAAUUUGGUUUUAGCAGUGACCAAUAAACUAGAAGAUGUUUUCAAUUUCGCCGAUGAAAAUGCCAUUGUUGCCACUUUGGUGAGAGACACGCUCAACUUUGUUGGUCAGCAAACAUUGGCAUCAUUAAGAGAGUCUCUCAAUACCAGGUUGGUGGAUGUCUUUUCACAAUACCGAGCCAUGACCGAGUAUGGGCAUAACAGUGCUAGAUCAAUGAACAAUAACCUUUUGUUCCCCGAUUCAUUGAAACACUUGCCUAUUUACAUAUUGAGUUUUUUAAAGACUCACGCAAUAAAUGCAUCCACAGGAUUAUCAGCCGAUGCAAGAUUGGUUGACUUGUUUAACAUGUUAAACAUGCCUUUAGAGAGAUUAAUGUACCACUUGUACCCUGCGUUGGUUGAAUUACAUUCAUUAACCCCGGAGGAGGGAGUUAUAGACGAGGCAACUGGCUUCACCUUAGUCCCUGAAUACAAAGAUUUGAAAAUGAAGAGUUUGGAUCGCGGUGUCUAUAUUUUGUGCGAUGGGUUACGAGUGUAUGUUUGGCUUGACCCAGAAGCAAAUAUAAUGUUGAUUAAGGAUCUUUUUGGGGAUCAAUAUGAAAGCAUAGAUGAAAUUGAUGCCUUUAUUGACCAGUUGCCCGACUUGCCAUCAGAAAUUUCCCAGCAAGCUCGCAACUUGGUACAUUUUCUCAACAAACACAUUGUUGGUGCCGAUACCCUAUCAAUACAAAUUAUAAGAAAAGGUAUCGAUGGUUCUGAACACAAUUUCAAAGAGCUAUUACGAGAGGAUAGUUUCGGAGGAGCAAUGAAGGCCGCAAAUGGAAUAGGGUUUGCCGAGUAUCUCACUAGCUUGCAUAAAGCUAUAAAAGUUCAAUUGGAGAGCGAUAAAGCAUCACAAACUAUUCGACAAUCGAUAUCAACUGUUGAACAUGACUCGGGUACUUUGGCACAAAGAUUGAUCAACUUUUAG